AUGUCUAUGCAAACCGCUUCAAGAAAGGGAACGAUAUUGCGAGUUUGGUAUUACGAUAAUUAUAUAGCUACCGAAUAUGGAGGGGAAACUAGAAAACAGCAGGGUUCAUGUAGUCAGAAAGUCAUAUGGUCAUAUCAUGCUGCUAUAGACAUUCUGAGGUUUGUCGCAUGGAAUUACGCAAUUACAUUAAAAAUUCUUACGGUUGUGGGAUGUUGGCCACCGGAUUCUUGGACAACAUUGUGUAAACGUACUGUGUAUAACAUAUAUACGACUUUCGUAGUAUUGCUGCUGUGCACCUUUCUGCUGUUUCAACUUUUGGAUAUCAUUCUGAAUGUCGAUAAUACCGACGAUUUUACUGAUACUUUCUAUUUCAUGCUCGCCAUGGUGAAUUCUUGUUGUAAAAUAGUCGGUCUUUUGGUAAAUCGCAAAAAUAUAGGAAUAUUAACCAAUAUUCUUACCCAGAAACCAUUUAUCCCAUUGGAGGCUGAUGAAAUAGAAAUUCGCCACAAGUUUGACAGAACAAUACAGAUCAACACUUUAUGGUACACAAUUUUGAUCGAGACGACGUGUGCAAGCACCGCGUUGAUAUCAUUAUUCACGGAUUUCCGGAAAAGUACUUUAACGUACAGAGAAUGGACACCGUACAACUACACGUCCGAGGUGGUAUUCUGUGUCAUAUACGCUCGUCAGUUAGUGUGCACGUUUUUCGGCUCCAUGGUGAACAUAGCAUGCGACAGUUUAAUUUGUGGUUUAUUAUUGCACGUAUGCUGUCAGAUCGAAAUACUGGAGUGCCGGUUGAAAAAGGUCUCCCUCGGCCAAAACAAUCUGCGUGAAUGUGUACGUCAGCACAACUGUAUAUUUAAAUUUGCAUUAAUGGUGAACGAAAAAUUCAAGAUUAUUAUAGCCAUUCAAUUUGUAGUGAGUACGCUGGUGGUGUGUUUCAACUUAUAUCAAUUGGCGAAGAUGACGUUGAGUGCCCAAUGCUUUCCAUUGAUAUUAUACACAUUCGCCAUGCUGACGCAGAUUCUUAUCUAUUGCUGGUAUGGAAACGAAGUGAAGCUAAAGAGUGUUCAACUCGCCGCUAAUAUCUUUGGAAUGGGAUGGCUGAAAAUGAAGCAAAGCAGAAAACAGAAUUUGUUAAUGAUUAUGAAUCGUUCAUUAACACCGAUUGAAUUUUCGAGCGCUUACAUUAUUACAAUGAAUCUCGACUCUUUUGUAGGCGUAAGUAUAACAAGUCACUAAACAAUUAAUAAUUAAUUAACAAAGAUAUUUAUUU
Messenger RNA from Temnothorax curvispinosus, 1276 nucleotides. Its product is annotated as odorant receptor 94b-like. Lineage: Eukaryota; Metazoa; Arthropoda; Insecta; Hymenoptera; Formicidae. The transcript is spliced from 5 exons. Gene Ontology annotation, cellular component: plasma membrane. Bases 1 to 1242 code for a protein of 413 amino acids. The record is from RefSeq and is a predicted model, not a curated record. Gene Ontology annotation, molecular function: olfactory receptor activity; odorant binding. Gene Ontology annotation, biological process: detection of chemical stimulus involved in sensory perception of smell; sensory perception of smell.